Molecule: messenger RNA, 847 nt
Organism: Myxocyprinus asiaticus (Chinese sucker)
Lineage: Eukaryota; Metazoa; Chordata; Actinopteri; Cypriniformes; Catostomidae
Gene: rbp4
Product: retinol binding protein 4, plasma
Exons: 6
Coding region: 57-635 (192 amino acids)
Biological process (GO): retinol transport
Molecular function (GO): retinol transmembrane transporter activity; retinol binding
Source: RefSeq, a predicted model, not a curated record
UGCAACACAGCAAAACUAAUUUCAGAUACUGUGAUCAAGCUCAAACAGAUAGCAGCAUGCUAAGACUCUGUGUAGCUCUCUGUGUGCUAGCAACAUGCUGGGCACAGGACUGUCUGGUGAGCAAUAUCACAGUCAAACAAGACUUUGACAGAAACAGGUAUCAAGGUACAUGGUAUGCUGUGGCCAAGAAAGACCCCGUUGGACUUUUCCUUCUUGAUAACAUUGUUGCCAAUUUCAAAGUGGAGGAGGAUGGAACAAUGACAGCCACUGCUAUUGGUAGAGUCAUCAUUCUGAACAACUGGGAGAUGUGCGCCAACAUGUUUGGCACUUUUGAAGAUACUGAGGAUCCCGCCAAGUUCAAGAUGAAGUACUGGGGAGCCGCUGCAUAUCUGCAGACUGGAUAUGACGACCACUGGAUCAUUGACACAGAUUACGAUAACUACGCCAUCCACUAUUCCUGCAGAGAACUCGAUUACGAUGGAACCUGCUUGGAUGGAUACUCCUUCAUCUUCUCCCGACAUGCCGAUGGCCUCAGGCCUGAAGACCAGAAGAACGUCACUGAGAGUAAACAACAUAUUUGCUUCCUGGGCAAAUACAGACGUGUUACACACACCGGUUUCUGUGAUGCUGCUUAAACCAUCGCUGCACCACUGGGGUUUUGAGGAUGUAUUUUUUCCAGUUUUAACUUACCUGCUGAUAUGUAAAUACAAAGCAUAACAUAACACAAGAGAAAUCAUAAUAAUUUUGCACACAGCAAAUGUGAAAUUGUGUCAAACGUUUUUUUAAAUGCACAAUAGAUGUACAGUGUAACCUAACUUUUCAUUUUCAAAUAAACAUCAUAAAUCAA